This is a messenger RNA of Paramecium tetraurelia, 691 nucleotides long. RefSeq lists its product as uncharacterized. NCBI's taxonomy places the organism in Eukaryota, Ciliophora, Oligohymenophorea, Peniculida, Parameciidae. The record is from RefSeq and is a predicted model, not a curated record. The transcript has 4 exons.
AUGUCCAAAGGAGAUGCUAAGAAUUUGAAAGAGGAGAUUCAAAAAUUAUAUGAUCCUUUGUUAUUUUAUCAACAUGGAGACAAUCCUGCAUACAAAAGAUACGUUGAAAUAAUGCAGGAAAACGCUUAAGAGGGUAAACAAAUAGAUCCAAGAACUUAUUUUGUUAAUAAAUUGCAAAGAAUCCAUGUAGCAAGAAAUAUCUAAGAUUUUGUUGAAAGAGAUUUGAAAUGUUUUAACUUUGUUCGAAUUUUCCCAGUUUGGAUAUGUACAACAGGGUUCUUUUUACAAGCUGCUUUAACACACAGAUAAAUGUUCUUGCCAAUUGGAUAGAGAGGUAUAACAAGUAUCAAAUAAACCUCAUUCUUUUACAAUUUUGGGUAUGUUGGAUUAGCUGGUUAUGGGUUGUAUUUAUUUGGAGCCUCUUAUUUAUGGUGGUAAGUGACUAAAAUGACAGCCAACAAAUUCUAUAAGCAUUGCUUAUUGGGAGAAAGACAAUGGUCAUAUGAGAGAGAGAGAUAAAAUAACACUUAUGGAAAUUACUACUUUAAGGAUGUUCCUUUGUCAUGUGAAGAGAAUUUCCCAGAUCUGGCUAGAGGAGAAAUUGCGAAAAAGCAAAGACCCAAGCCAGAGUGGUGAUAUAUUAAUAUUAUUCAUUCACAAAUCAAUAUAUUAGCAUAUGAUUUAAAAACUA